Messenger RNA from Brachypodium distachyon (stiff brome), 1711 nucleotides. Its product is annotated as mitochondrial carrier protein CoAc2. The transcript has 7 exons. Bases 180 to 1193 code for a protein of 337 amino acids. Gene Ontology annotation, biological process: transmembrane transport. NCBI's taxonomy places the organism in Eukaryota, Viridiplantae, Streptophyta, Magnoliopsida, Poales, Poaceae. The record is from RefSeq and is a predicted model, not a curated record.
ACAAAUUCCCUUCGUCUCUCUCUCUCUCCGCCUUGGCGAAGAGUUGGCGUCCUUCCUCCCUUCCUCGCCUCCUCCGCUUCCGCCAAACUCACACGCACGCGCGGCUCUGGGGGCUUCCUCCACUCCCGCCUUCGCUACAGCGGGGAGGGAGCGGACGGUUCCCAGGCGGCGGGGGCGCGAUGGAGGCGGCGGAGAGCGGCGGCGGCGGCGGCGGGGGCGCGCUGCCGCUCGCCGUGCGCGAGCUCAUCGCCGGCGGGGUCGCCGGUGGCGUCGCCAAGACCGCCGUCGCGCCGCUCGAGCGCGUCAAGAUCCUCCUCCAGACAAGAAGAGCAGAGUUCCAUGGUUCUGGGUUGGUCGGAUCCUCUCGGACAAUCUAUCGAACAGAAGGCCCUUUAGGGUUUUACAGGGGAAACGGUGCCAGUGUUGCUAGGAUUGUUCCUUAUGCAGCUUUGCAUUAUAUGGCCUAUGAAGAGUAUCGACGAUGGAUCAUUCUUGCUUUCCCUAAUGUUGAACAAGGGCCUAUUCUUGAUCUAGUGGCCGGAUCGAUAGCUGGAGGAACAGCAGUCAUAUGCACAUAUCCGCUUGAUCUAGUUCGCACAAAGUUAGCUUAUCAGAUCAAAGGUGCUGUGAAUCUCAGCUUAAUAGAGUCCAAGCCCUCUGAACAGGUUUAUAAAGGGAUUCUUGACUGUGUGAAAACAAUAUACAAACAGAAUGGCUUGAAAGGCCUAUACCGUGGCAUGGCUCCAUCAUUAUACGGAAUCUUCCCCUAUUCUGGGCUUAAAUUCUAUUUUUAUGAGAAGAUGAAGACUCAUGUUCCUGAAGAGCACAGAAAAGAUAUCACAACUAAACUUGCUUGUGGAUCAGUUGCUGGUUUGUUAGGACAGACAAUAACAUAUCCCCUUGACGUUGUAAGGCGGCAAAUGCAGGUUCAGGCUUUCUCGUCAUCCAACCUUGCAAAGGGGAAAGGAACAUUUGGAAGCCUUGUUAUGAUAGCGAAACAUCAAGGUUGGCAGCAACUGUUUUCGGGACUAUCUAUCAACUAUUUGAAGGUUGUCCCAUCUGUAGCCAUAGGGUUUACUGUUUAUGACUCUAUGAAGGAUUGGCUAAAUGUUCCAUCUAGAGAGCAAACAGCUGUUAAUGUGCCUGUGUUGACAGAAGACGGAAGUAAUGCUGCUCAUGUUCAUUCCAGUUAGAAUGAGUUAAAUAUUUCUGGUGGUGUGGUGCCCUUCACUGCCUUAAUAUUCUUAGGCAUGUAGCAUAGUAUUCUUUCUUGGAGCUGCACCCUCAGAAUUCUUAGGCUUCUCUAGCAUAGUACAAAUAAUACUCCUACCUCUGAUAAUAAACUCUCAUAAACACCCUCCACCACCACCAUGCCAAAAAUUCCUUGGCAUUUAUCAAAGAUUAGAGGUAGUAUUUCUGAUUCUUCUGGAAUUUCACCCUGUAUAGACUGUAUAUAAUCAAAUAGCUUGUGUAUCAAAUUGAGAAGUCUGAUUCUUUUAGGCAUGGCUCUGCUGUUACUUGAUCUUUCAUGUGGAGCUGAUCUGAGCUGAGACUCGAAGCUAGUAUGUUGGCUGUUCUCUUGUCAUAGGUUGGAGUAGCUAUGUAGCUUCAUAUGUUUGAAUUGAGACUUCACUAGUUUGUAUACAGCCUUUGCCUCACGUACCUGCAUCUGUUCAAUGCCUUGCUUUCCACACCUUAUUGGAUUCUUGCA